Molecule: messenger RNA, 5216 nt
Organism: Coregonus sp. 'balchen'
Lineage: Eukaryota; Metazoa; Chordata; Actinopteri; Salmoniformes; Salmonidae
Source: the annotation of a GenBank genome assembly
AUGCCUGUGCAGUCCAGCAGUGACUGUCCCCAUCUGGAGUGUGUAGGAGAAAUCACCAAGGAAGAACUCAUCCACAAGUCACAUGUGAGUCCCCCUCCAUAGACCACCUGUACUGUAGUACAUAAGUCCCCUCCAUAGACCACCUGUACUGUAGUACAUAAGUCCCCUCCAUAGACCACCUGUAGUACAUAAGUCCCCUCCAUAGACCACCUGUACUGUAGUACAUACGUCCCUCCAUAGACCACCUGUACUGUAGUACAUAAGUCCCCUCCAUAGACCACCUGUACUGUAGGACAUAAGUCCCUCCAUAGACCACCUGUACUGUAGUACAUAAGUCCCCUCCAUAGACCACCUGUACUGUAGUACAUAAGUCCCCUCCAUAGACCACCUGUAGUACAUAAGUCCCCUCCAUAGUACCACCUGUAGUACAUAAGUCCCCUCCAUAGACCACCUGUAGGACAUAAGUCCCUCCAUAGACCACCUGUAGUACAUAAGUCCCCUCCAUAGACCACCUGUAGUACAUAAGUCCCUCCAUAGACCACCUGUACUGUAGUACAUAAGUCCCCUCCAUAGACCACCUGUACUGUAGUACAUAAGUCCCCUCCAUAGACCACCUGUACUGUAGUACAUAAGUCCCCUCCAUAGACCACCUGUACUGUAGUACAUAAGUCCCCUCCAUAGACCACCUGUACUGUAGUACAUAAGUCCCCUCCAUAGACCACCUGUACUGUAGUACAUAAGUCCCCUCCAUAGACCACCUGUAGUACAUAAGUCCCCUCCAUAGACCACCUGUACUGUAGUACAUAAGUCCCCUCCAUAGACCACCUGUAGUACAUAAGUCCCCUCCAUAGACCACCUGUACUGUAGUACAUAAGUCCCCUCCAUAGACCACCUGUACUGUAGUACAUAAAGUGUCCCCCUCCAUAGACCCACCUGUAACGGUAGUACAUAAGUCCCCUCCAUAGACCCGACACCUGUACUGUAAGUACAUAAGUUAAGUCCCCUCCAUAGGAGACCACCUUGUAAGUAACUAAGUCCCCCUCCAUAGACCCACCUGUUAAACUUGUAGUACCAUAGUCCCCCAUAGAAACCCACCUGUAGUAACAUAAGUCCCUCCAUAUAGACCACCUGUAACUGUAGUUACAUAAGUCCCUCCAUAGACGCACCUGUAGUACAUAAAGUCCCCUCCAUAGAACCACCUGUACUGUAGUACAUAAGUCCCCCAAAUAGACCCACCUGUACUGUAGUAUCAUAAGUCCCCUCCAUAGAACCACCUGUAAACUGUAGUAACCAUAAGUCCCUCCAUAGACCUACCUGUACUUGUUAGUACAUAAAGUCCCUCCAUAAGACCCCCUGUACUGGGAUAAGAACCCAACUUACUGUAGAUACAUAAGUCCCUCCAUAGAACCACCUGUAACUGUAGUACAUAAGUCCCUCCAUAGACCACCUGUAUGGGAGUACAUAAGUCCCCCCCAUAGACCACCUGUAAAUGUAGUACAUAAGUCCUUUCCCUAGACCCACCUGUACUGUAGUACAUAAAGUCCCUCCAUAGACCACCUGUACUGUAGUACAUAAGUCCCCUCCAUAGACCACCUGUACUGUAGUACAUAAAUCCCUCCAUAGACCCACCUGUACUGUAAAUACAUAAGUCCCCUCCAUAGACCCACCUGUACUGUAUACAUAAGUCCCCUCCAUAACCACCUGUACUGUGUAAAAUAAUCCCUCCAUAGACCACCUGUAUGUAGUACAUAAAUCCCUCCUAGACCACCUGUACUGUAGUACAUAAGUCCCUCCAUAGACCCACCUGUACUGGUAGACAUAAGUCCCUCCAUAGACCACCUGUACUGUAGUACAUAAGUCCCUCCAUAGACCACCUGUACUGUAGUACAUAAGUCCCUCCAUAGACCACCUGUACUGUAGUACAUAAGUCCCUCCAUAGACCACCUGUACUGUAGUACAUAAGUCCUUCCAUAGACCACCUGGGACUGUAGUACAUAAGUCCCUCCAUAGACCACCUGUACUGUGUACAAGUCCCUCCAUAGACCACCGUACUGUAGUACAUAAGUCCCUCCAUAGACCACCUGUACUGUAGUACAUAAGUCCCCUCCAUAGACCACCUGUCUGGGAGUACAUAAGUCCCUCCAUAGACCACCUGUACUGUAGUACUAAGUCCCUCCUAGACCACCUGUACUGUAGUACUAAUCCCCCCCAUAACCACCUGGGACUGUAUACAUAAGUCCCCCCCCUAGACCACCCGUAGGACAUAAGUCCCCCCAUAGACCCCCCUUUUUACUGUAGUACAUAAUUCCCCCCCCAUAGCCACCUGUAGUACAUAAGUUCCCCUCCAUAGACCACCUGACUUUAGUCAUAAAGUCCCUCCAUAGACCCCCUGUAGGACAUAAGUCCCCUCCAUAGACCACCCUGUAGUACUAAAAAGUCCCCUCCAUAACCACCUGUACUGUAGUACAUAAGUCCCCUCCAUAGACCCCCCUGUACUUUAGUACAUAAGUCCCCCUCCAUAGACCACCUGUACUGUAGUACAUAAGUCCCCCUCCAUAGACCACCUGUACUGUAGUACAUAAGUCCCCCUCCAUAGACCCCCUUAGUACAUAUCCCCUCCAUAGACCACCUGUACUGUAGUACAUAAGUCCCCCUCCAUAGACCACCUGUAUGUAGUACAUAAGGGCCCCCAUAGACCACCUGUAGUACAUAAGGGCCCCUCCAUAGACCACCUGUACUGUAGUACAUAAAUCCCUCCAUAGACCACCCUGUUACUGUAUACAUAAGUCCCCCCCUAGACCACCUUACUGUAGUACAUAAGUCCCUCCAUAGACCACCUGUACUUAGUCAUAAGUCCCCCCCCAUAGACCACCUGUACUGUAGUACAUAGUCCCUCCACAGACCCCUGUAGUACAUAAGUCCCCUCCAAAAGACCACCUGUAACUGUAGACAUAAGUCCCCCAUAGACCACCUGUAGUACAUAAGUCCCCCUUUCCCUAGACCACCUGUACUGUAGGACAUAGUCCCCUCCAUAGACCACCUGUACUGUAGUACAUAAUCCCCUCCAUAGACCACCUUUACUGUAGUACAUAAGUCCCCCUCCAUAAAACCACCUUUUAGGACAUAAGUCCCCUCCAUAGACCACCUGUACUGUAUACAUAAUUCCCCUCCAAGACCACCUGUAGUACCUAAGUCCCCCCAUAGACCACCUUACUGUAGUACAUAAGUCCCUCCAUAGACCCACCUGUAGGACAUAAUCCCUCCAUAGACCACCUGUACGUAGUACAUAAGUCCCCUCCAUAGACCACCUGUACUGUGUACAUAAUCCUUCCAUAAAAACCACCUGUACUGUUUGUACAUAAGUCCCCUCCAUAGACCACCUGUAACUGUGUACAUAAGUCCCCUCCAUAACCAACUUGUACUGUAAAUACUAAGUCCCUCCAUAGACACCUGUACUGUAUACAUAAGUCCCUCCAUAGACACCUGUACUGUAGUACAUAAGUCCCCUCCAUAGACCACCUGUACUUUAGUACUAAGUCCCCCUCCAUAGACCACCUGUACUGUGUACAUAGUCCCCUCCAUAGACCACCUGUAUGUAGUACUAAGUCCCUCCAUAGACCACCUGUACUGUAGUCAUAAGUCCCCUCCAUAGACCACCUGUACUGUAGUACAUAAGUCCCCUCCAUAGACCCCUGUCUGUAGUACAUAAUCCCUCCAUAGACCCACCUGUAGUACUAAGUCCCCUCCAUAGACCACCUGUGUACUAAGUCCCCCCCAUAGACCACCUGUACUGUAGGCCCUAAGUCCCCCCCAUAGACCACCUGUACUGUAGUACAUAGUUCCUCCAUAGACCACCUGUAAAUGUAGUAACAUAAGUCCCUCCAGAGCACCACCUGUACUGUAGUACUCAGUCCCCUCCAUAUACCACCUGUAGUAGCAUAGUCCCCUCCAUAGACCACCUGUACGUUGGACUCGUCCCUCCAUCGACCACCUGUACGGGUAGUACAUAGUCCCCUCCAUAGACCCACCUUGUACGGUAGUACAUAGUCCCUCCAUAGACCACCUUUACUGUAGUACAUAAUCCCUCCAUAACCACCUGUACUGUCGUACAUAAGUCCCUCCAUGAACCACCUUACUGUAGUACAUAAGUCCCCUCCAUAACCACCUGUAACUGUUAGUACAUAAGUCCCCAUAGACCACUUUGUAAGUACAUAAGUCCCCUCCAAGACCACCUGUAACUGUAAAGUACUAAGUCCCUCCAUAGACCCCUGUAGUACAUAAGUCCCCUCCAAGACCACCUUGUACUGUUAGUACCUAAGUCCCUCCAUAGACCCCUGUACUGUGUACAUACAUUCCUUCAUAGACCACCUGUACUGUAUAACCUAAGUCCCCUCCAUAGACCACCUGUACUGUAGUACAUAAGUCCCCUCCAUAGACCACCUGUACUGUAGUACAUUCAGUGCAUUAGGAAAGUAUUCAGACCCCUUGACUUUUUCAAAAUGUUGUUAUGUUACAGCCUAAUUCUAAAAUGGAUUAAAUUGUUAUUUUCCCCUCAUCAAUAUACACACAAUACCCCAUAAUGACAAAGCAAAAACAGGUUUUAUUUUUUGUGUGCAAAAAAUAAAAUAAUAUAAAUAUCACAUUUUCAUAAGUAUUCAGACCCUUUACUCAGUACUUUGUUGAAGCACCUUUGGCAGCGAUUCACAGCCUCUCAAGCUCUGUCAGGUUGGAUGGGGAGCGUCGCUGCACAGCUAUUUUCAGGUCUCUCCAGAGAUGUUAGAUCGGGUUCAAGUCCAGGCUCUGUAGAUGCUGUCUUACUGGUCCAGUCUGAGAUUAUAAAACUGUUUUACUGGUCCAGUCUGAGAUUAUAAUACUGUUUUACUGGUCUGGCCUGGCCUGUUCACUGAAGCUGGUUGUUGUGAUGUAAUGUUUUGUGUGUGUGUGUGUGUUUCUAGGGCCAGUGUCAAGACUGCAAGGUUGGAGGACCAAAUUUGUGGGCGUGUCUGGAGGUGAGUGAGCGGUCCCAGGCUUUGUUUGACUUUUAUUUUGAAAGUUCUGUGACUGCCAUUUGGCCUUGUAUGAAUAUGGACUGUACAGUUCUGUAGUAAUAAUAUGUUUCUCUGUGUGUGUGUGUGCAGAACAGCUGUGCGUAUGUGGGCUGUGGAGAAUCUCACGCUGACCACAGCACUGUCCACUCACAGGUGAGUCACCCCUGA